UAAUUGACAGAGACACACAACCAAGAUAAACUCCUGAAUCUAGUUGCCUGUUAAUUCGAAUAGAAAAUAUGGUAGUGAAGGUAUAUGGCCCUGCCUAUGCUUCCCCUAAACGGGUGAUGGUGUGUCUGAUUGAGAAGGAAAUUGAGUUUGAAACAGUGCCUGUUGAUAUCUUCAAGAGAGAGCAUAAGGAUCCUGAAUACCUCAAGAUUCAGCCUUUUGGAGAGCUUCCAGUUAUUCAAGAUGGUGAUUAUACUCUAUAUGAAUCUCGAGCAAUAAUCAGAUACUAUGCAGAGAAGUAUAAAAACCAAGGGACAGAAUUGCUGGGGAAGACAAUAGAAGAAAGGGGUCUUGUGGAGCAAUGGCUUGACGUGGAAGCACAUAGCUUUCAACCACCAAUCCACAACUUAGUUAAUCAUGUCCUGUUUGCCCCAAUUUUGGGUACUCCCUCAGACCCAAAAGUGAUUGAAGAGAGUGAUGAAAAGCUUGUGAAGGUGCUUGAUAUAUAUGAGGAGAGAUUGUCAAAGAGCAAGUACUUGGCUGGGGAUUUCUUCAGCCUUGCUGAUCUGAGCCAUCUCUCAUUUGGUCACUAUUUGGUGAAUCAAACUGGGAGAGGGAAUUUCGUAAGGGAGAGGAAACAUGUUAGUGCUUGGUGGGAUGAUAUAAGCAGCAGACCUUCUUGGCAGAAGGUGCUUCAGCAAUACAAGUACCCUGUUUAGCUGCUUAAUUUGUUAGGGGAUUUUCUAAGCAUUCAAACCACCCCCCAAUAAGAGAUCUAGUUUGAGGGUGACUUCAGUGUUUUCUGUUACCUGCUUGAGAAUAAAAUAGAGCCUGCAGCCUGCAGCAAGAAACACUAUGCAGAGCUCUAGCUUGUUUUUGUAUUCUAUAAUAAGGUGUGAAAGUUUCAAAGUGCCUAUUAGGCUAUUACAUUGUUAUUUAAGAAUUAAGAAGUCUAAGAGAAUCCAAAUCCUUUUCAUCUA
Lotus japonicus is the source of this 977-nucleotide messenger RNA. Its product is annotated as glutathione S-transferase F9-like. Gene Ontology annotation, cellular component: cytoplasm. The coding region runs from base 69 to 716 and encodes 215 amino acids. The record is from RefSeq and is a predicted model, not a curated record. The transcript has 3 exons. NCBI's taxonomy places the organism in Eukaryota, Viridiplantae, Streptophyta, Magnoliopsida, Fabales, Fabaceae. Gene Ontology annotation, molecular function: glutathione binding; glutathione transferase activity.